AUGUGCACCAAUCUAGGGACAUAUCGGUUCAAGAAUGGGGCGAGAUAUGUAGGGAACUACCAGCAGAACAUGAAACAUGGACAGGGAACCUUCUACUAUCCCGAUGGGUCCAAAUAUGAAGGGUCGUGGGUUGAGGAUAUGAGACAAGGUCACGGUGUCUACACCUACCCCAACAAAGACACCUAUGAUGGAGAGUGGCUGCAAAAUUUGAGGCAUGGACAGGGCAUUUACCACUACCAAGAAACUGGCUCUAAGUUCAAGGGCACUUGGGUGAACGGCAAGAUGGAGUCAGCUGGAGAGUACCUCCAUACUAACCACAGAUUCAUUGGCAACUUUAUCAACAACUAUCCUUUGCAGGACAGAGCUGAGGGUGAGCGGGAUGCCACUGUCCUCAAAUGGAUUCCCAAAUGUGUCACAGGCCUAACAACAGAAACUCCUGGGAAAGAGACUUCAGGUGAAAUUCAACAGUGACGUGCAAGCCGUGAUUGUAAAACUACUGUCUUGUAGCAGAACCCCAUACAGAAUGUUACUCUUGCAACUCUAGAGAUUUUGAAUUUGAAAACAUUGAAAAUGUUCAUUAAAACUUUAAAAAAUGUUCAGUAAAAGGCUAACAUUUUAUAAAUAAUUGUCAAUAUACUUGUUUUAGGGCUGCACAAUUAAUAAAAUUUUAAUUUUGAUAAUGAU
Messenger RNA from Neolamprologus brichardi, 684 nucleotides. The record is from RefSeq and is a predicted model, not a curated record. NCBI's taxonomy places the organism in Eukaryota, Metazoa, Chordata, Actinopteri, Cichliformes, Cichlidae.